AUGCUUCCGAGGAUUCUGGUGAGGGCCAAAUCGACAUGUACAAAGUUCCAUCCGCUUAAUGAUAACUAUAAAACGUUGAGGCAUAUCCACUUUCCUGGAAUUACGCCUUUCCAGAAAGGCGAGGCCAUCCAGGCCCAGAUGGUGGCAGCCAACUUGGAUUUCAAGAAGAUGGAGGCGAAAAUACGCAAACAGCAAAAGGAUUUUCUUGACCAGGGGUUUGCUCUUUCGGAUUAUGAAGAUAAGUUCUUGAAACAGGUGCUUCUGAUGAAACCGUUUCCUACUCUUUUGACGUUUGAGUUUGAUAAUGUGUAUACUGGAGGGAAGCAAAUGAAACAGGACCCGCUGUUGGUGCAAAAGAUUCACGAGUACGAGGCUUUGGGGUGUAAGUACCACCAGCUUGAAAGAGGAGGCCAGGUUACGUGGCAUGGCAAUGGCCAAAUGACGGCUUACUUGAUAUUGGACUUGAAACAGUUCAGCCAACUCACAGUGAAGUGUUUUGUGGAUGCCGUGUUGCUUCGGGCGGUACAGAAUAUGCUAGAGAAGAACUACGGCCUUGAAAGUCAUACGAACGAUAACCCUGGCGUGUGGAUGGCACCUAACGACUUGAAAAUCGCUUCUGUGGGCUGCAACAUCCAGCGUGCCAUCACCUCGUAUGGAGUUGGCGUCAAUAUCAAUCCAGAUAUGAAGUUUUUGAAUACUUACACCAUGUGUGGGUUGCCAGGGACCAGAGCCACCUCUUUGAAGGAGUUGAAGCCCGAUGCUGACCUUCUGGUUAGAACAGCUGGCGAUUUGUAUGCUAAAGAAAUCGCCAAGUUGCUUAACAUCACUACAGUCGAACAUAUGGAUGGCCAAGACCUUCUCGCAGAGGAACUGUAA
Molecule: messenger RNA, 876 nt
Organism: Candidozyma haemuli
Lineage: Eukaryota; Fungi; Ascomycota; Pichiomycetes; Serinales; Metschnikowiaceae
Product: lipoyl(octanoyl) transferase
Exons: 1
Coding region: 1-876 (291 amino acids)
Biological process (GO): protein lipoylation
Cellular component (GO): mitochondrion
Molecular function (GO): lipoyl(octanoyl) transferase activity
Source: RefSeq, a predicted model, not a curated record